Messenger RNA from Cyprinodon variegatus (sheepshead minnow), 626 nucleotides. RefSeq names its product dual specificity testis-specific protein kinase 1-like. Gene Ontology annotation, cellular component: nucleus; cytoplasm. The transcript is spliced from 5 exons. Lineage: Eukaryota; Metazoa; Chordata; Actinopteri; Cyprinodontiformes; Cyprinodontidae. The record is from RefSeq and is a predicted model, not a curated record. Gene Ontology annotation, molecular function: protein serine/threonine kinase activity; ATP binding. Gene Ontology annotation, biological process: actin cytoskeleton organization; protein phosphorylation. Bases 61 to 528 code for a protein of 155 amino acids.
AGCGGCUCUUUGAACAGCUGCUCUUCUUCUUCGCUCCUGAUUCUGGCAGACCCCUCCAGGAUGUGUGAUGUGGACACGUCCUCAGAGCCCACCAGUCCCACGCUGUCCACCGAGUCCUCAGACCAGUGCUACCAUGUGGACCGCUGGCAGAAGCUCCGCACAGCUGUGCGCAAACUGGAGUUCUGGGAAAACUUCAGUGCUGAACCAAUUGGGAGCGGAUUCUUCUCCAGAGUCUAUAAGGUGACCCACAGCGGGACGAGGAAGGUGAUGGUGGUGAAGAUCUACAAAAACGAUGUAGACCAAGACAGCAUCGUGAGAGAGAUCAGCCUCCUGCAGAAGCUCUCACACCCAAAUGUUGUCAGAUAUCUGGGCAUCUGUGUGAAAGAAGACAAGCUGUACCCGAUCUUAGAGGUCCGUCGCUCUCCUCCGUCAUCGUCUUUAUUUGCUGAUGGAACAACGUUCCCCUCAGAUCCAAAGAUGCAUUUUGAACGAAGGAGAAGAUGGAGGGAGGGACCAACAAACGGCUGAUCGUUACCAUGAAGACACGGAGGCUGGGAUCUGCAAGGAUCUCAGAAAAAAAAGAUAGAAAUAAGUUUAAUAAUUAGGGGUUGAUCUAUAAAGAUUCC